Messenger RNA from Ochotona princeps (American pika), 2992 nucleotides. RefSeq names its product piggyBac transposable element derived 5 (gene PGBD5). Lineage: Eukaryota; Metazoa; Chordata; Mammalia; Lagomorpha; Ochotonidae. Gene Ontology annotation, biological process: non-replicative DNA transposition. The transcript is spliced from 7 exons. The coding region runs from base 306 to 1889 and encodes 527 amino acids. Gene Ontology annotation, molecular function: transposase activity. The record is from RefSeq and is a predicted model, not a curated record. Gene Ontology annotation, cellular component: nucleus.
GCAGCGCCGGCGGCAGCGUCUGGUCUCGCCCGCAGCCCCAGCGUCCCGCCGGCCCUUCUCUUGCCGGCGCGCUGCUCGCCUCUUGCCGCGGCCGCAGCAUCCUGCGGCGCCCGAGUUCCGAGGGCACAUCCCCGGGCGCUGGGCCCGAGGCGGCCAAGACGGCGGGCCGGCCGGGCACGGGGCGGCGGGCGCUGUGCUGCGGGCUGCGCUGGUGGGGGGCGGCGGGCCGCGGCGCGGGCCCGGGGCCCGGCGCGUGCGGCUGGGAGGCGCUGUGGGGAGCGGGCACUCGGGCGGCGGCCGGGGCCAUGGCCGAGGGCGGCGGGGGCGCGCGAAGAAAGGCGCCGGCGCUGCUCGAGGCCGCCCGGGCGCGCUACGAGAGCCUACACAUCUCGGACGAUGUGUUCGGAGAGUCAGGCCCGGACAGCGGCGGGAACCCUUUCUACAGCACCUCGGCCGCCUCGCGCUCCUCUUCGGCAGCCUCCUCGGAGGAUGAGCACGAGCGCCCCGGCUUCUCGGGGACCCUAGCCAGCCCGCCACCGCCUCUCCGCGCCCCAUACGCGCAGGAUCCUGAGGAGGACGAGGCCAGCGCUGGCUGGAGUGCCACGCUACGGGACCGGCCGCCUCCCCGCUUCGAGGACACUGGCGGUCCAACCCGGAAGAUGCCCUCCAGCGCCAGUGCUGUGGACUUCUUCCAGCUCUUCGUUCCAGACAAUGUCCUCAAGAACAUGGUGGUGCAGACGAACAUGUAUGCCAAGAAGUUCCAGGAGCGGUUCGGGAGCGACGGGGCCUGGGCCGAGGUGUCACUGACGGAGAUGAAGGCAUUCCUGGGCUACAUGAUCUCCACCAGCAUCUCCCACUGCGAGUCCGUGCUCAGCAUCUGGAGCGGUGGCUUCUACAGCAACCGGAGCCUCGCCCUGGUCAUGAGCCAGGCCCGCUUUGAGAAGAUCCUCAAGUACUUCCACGUCGUGGCCUUCCGCUCCAGCCAGACCACGCAUGGCCUCUACAAGGUUCAGCCCUUCCUUGACUCCCUGCAGAACAGCUUUGACGCCGCCUUCAGACCUUCUCAAACGCAGGUGCUACAUGAACCCCUGAUCGAUGAGGACCCUGUGUUCAUAGCCACGUGCACAGAGCGGGAGCUGCGGAAGAGGAAAAAGCGGAAAUUCAGCCUCUGGGUCCGGCAGUGCUCUUCCACGGGCUUCAUCAUCCAGAUUUACGUCCACCUGAAGGAGGGUGGGGGCACUGAUGCCCUGGAUGCCCUGAAGAACAAACCCCAGCUCCACAGCAUGGUGGCCCGGAGCCUGUGCCGGAAUGCAGCUGGCAAGAACUACAUCAUCUUCACGGGGCCCAGUAUCACCAGCCUGACCCUGUUUGAGGAGUUUGAGAAGCAAGGGAUCUAUUGCUGUGGCCUGCUUAGCUCCAGGAAGAGUGACUGCACUGGCCUCCCACCGUCUAUGCUGACCAACCCGGCGAUCCCUCCUGCCCGGGGCCAGUACCAAAUCAAGAUGAAGGGCAACAUGUCCCUAAUCUGCUGGUAUAACAAAGGGCACUUUCGCUUCCUGACCAAUGCUUACUCCCCCAUGCAGCAAGGUGUCAUCAUCAAGAGGAAGAGCGGAGAGAUCCCCUGCCCCUUGGCUGUGGAGGCAUUCGCUGCUCACCUUAGCUACAUCUGCCGAUAUGAUGACAAGUACAGCAAGUAUUUCAUUUCGCAUAAACCCAAUAAGACCUGGCAGCAGGUCUUCUGGUUUUCCAUCAGUAUCGCCAUCAACAAUGCCUAUAUCCUGUACAAGAUGUCAGACGCCUACCACGUGACGAGGUACAGCCGGGCGCAGUUUGGCGAGAGACUCGUCAGAGAGCUGCUGGGGCUGGAGGAUGCCUCGCCGGCCCACUGACGCCAGCAUCACAUGGCCAGGCGCGGAAGGGGAUGCAGUCGAGGUAGGAGGAAGAAGAGGAAGAGAGCCUGCUGCUUCCAUCUGCCCAGCCCGAGACCCCCGGGUGCCUCGGGGUGUGGGCUGAGGACGGCGCCUGUCCCAGUUUCCACCGGAACUAGAGCCUGUCCCCUGGCAGGGAGCACUCUGCAGGCACAGGAGCUGCACCCUGGUUCUAGAGGGUGCUCUCUCCUCACCACACUCUUGAGGCUUGCAAGGCAGUGGCAGCAGUGGGUACCAGGAAGGCUGUGAUGGCACGGCAGGAGAUGCUUGUGCUAGGCUGAGCUGUAGGAUGCCCUGGGAGUCACACCUGCAUAUUGAAGAUGCAAGGCGAGCUGGAGACCAGGCUCAAGUUCACAGCGGGGGAAGCAGGCCCUAAUGGGCUCUGCUAGGCUGGGGUGGUUCACGAGGUUGGCAGGGUUUCAGGCGGCAGCCACAUGAGGGAGUAGCUUAUAGCAGGUACCUUAGAAGAGUGAACACAGCCCGGGGGCACCGCACAUGGAGACAGUGGGAGCGUCUAGUCAGUGAACAGAACAGCCCUCCCCCACCCAUUCCUCCUUUCCUCUCUGGCUGGCGGGUGGGGGGAAGAGGGAGUACCAUGGAGGGUGAUGCUAUUUUUUACUUUGAGAUGUCUUCAGGUUAUUUUCUUACUGUUGCUAUAAAAGGAAGGAAUUGCCCUUCCUACCCCAGUCACACUUCCUUGCAUGAUUGCGGUUCUGUGUGUGUGCCCGGCGUCGAGCCACAAUCAGGGGCCAGGCGGUGGCUUGUGUCCAGCACGGAUCCUGGGCACCUGCAGUCCUUAAGAGUCAUCACCAAUGUCACCAUCAUUGGCAGGAGUCCUUGUUUUUGAAAAUGUGUAGCAUUGCUGAAACGAACAACAGAACCCUCCACGGAAGACUGUCAGCCAAUGUCCUUCCUCUCUGGGCAGUAACCCUGAUGGCCUCUGCCAUCCUCAGAAAAGGACAGACAGGUGGCCUUGGGAUAGGACUGUGGUGACACUUGGGAUGGGUGUGACUUGACCCAGGAGCCAGAGGGGAUGGCUCGGGAAAGACCAGGCAGGGAACCCA